Nyctereutes procyonoides (raccoon dog) is the source of this 2499-nucleotide messenger RNA. It is a transcript of the gene DYRK4, whose product is annotated as dual specificity tyrosine phosphorylation regulated kinase 4. Gene Ontology annotation, molecular function: protein serine/threonine kinase activity; ATP binding; protein serine/threonine/tyrosine kinase activity. The coding region runs from base 60 to 1721 and encodes 553 amino acids. Gene Ontology annotation, cellular component: nucleus. Gene Ontology annotation, biological process: peptidyl-threonine phosphorylation; peptidyl-serine phosphorylation. Lineage: Eukaryota; Metazoa; Chordata; Mammalia; Carnivora; Canidae. The transcript has 13 exons. The record is from RefSeq and is a predicted model, not a curated record.
GGCCGCGCGAGCGCGGGCGGGGCGGACGCGUCCCGGGCCGCGCGGGAAGAAGGACUAAAAUGGAUGCUAAAAAGCCAAGGAAAUGCAGUUUGACAUCCUUCCCAAGUUUGAAAGCAAAAAAGAAACAGAAUCUCAGCCCUGGAAAGGAUAAUCAAAGUCAUAAUCAGAUGCCAGCCUCUGAACUCAAGGCUUCUGAAUUGCCUUUCCAUUCAAGCAUUAAAACCAAAGAUCCCAAGCCAGAGGAGAAACCACCAAGAAAGCACAAGGUGCCUCUCACUGCAGCAGAGGCCUUAAAGUGUUUUAAGAACCAGCUAUCUUCGUAUGAGCAAAGUGAAAUCCUGGGCUACACAGAGCUGUGGUUCCUGGGGCUUGAAGCAGAGAAGCUCCACAUGACUCCUGAGAAGUUCAGCAAAAUGAGUUUCGAUGAUGAACAUGGCUCCUAUAUGAAGGUCCUGCAUGACCACAUUGCCUAUCGCUAUGAGGUUUUGGAGAUGAUCGGGAAAGGGUCCUUUGGACAGGUGGCCAAGUGCUUGGAUCACAAAAACAAUGAGUUGGUGGCCUUGAAAAUCAUCAGGAACAAGAAGAGAUUUCACCACCAAGCCCUGGUGGAAUUGAAGAUCCUGGAAGCUCUCAGAAGGAAGGACAAAGACAACACCUACAAUGUGGUACACAUGAAGGACUUCUUCUAUUUUCGAAAUCAUCUCUGCAUCACCUUUGAACUCCUGGGAAUCAACUUGUAUGAGUUGAUGAAGAAUAAUAGCUUUCAAGGCUUCAGUCUGUCAAUAGUUCGACGCUUCACCCUCUCUGUUUUGAAGUGUUUGCAAAUGCUUUAUGUAGAGAAAAUCAUUCACUGUGAUCUCAAGCCCGAGAAUAUAGUUUUAUAUCAAAAGGGCCAAGUUUCUGUUAAAGUCAUUGACUUUGGAUCAAGCUGUUAUGAACACCAGAAAGUAUACACUUACAUCCAAAGCCGGUUCUAUAGAUCCCCAGAGGUGAUUCUGGGCCAUCCCUACAACAUGGCCAUUGAUAUGUGGAGCCUGGGCUGCAUCAUGGCUGAGUUGUACACAGGCUACCCUCUGUUCCCUGGGGAGAAUGAAAUGGAGCAGCUGGCCUGCAUCAUGGAGGUGCUGGGCCUGCCACCAACCCACUUCAUUCAGACGGCCUCCAGGAGACAGACAUUCUUUGAUUCCAAAGGUUUUCCUAAAAAUAUGACCAACAACAGGGGGAAAAAAAGAUACCCGGAUUCCAAGGAUCUCACGAUGGUGCUGAAAACCUAUGACACCAGCUUCCUGGACUUUCUCAGAAGGUGUUUGGUAUGGGAACCUUCUCUUCGCAUGACCCCUGACCAGGCCCUCAAGCAUGCUUGGAUUCAUGAGCCACGGAAUCUCAAACCACGGUACAGGCCCCAGACCCUGAGGAAACCCAGUCUCUGUCUCCCCUCUGAGGCUCAGAAGGACAAGGUUCAAGGGCAUCAUCGCUUGGGCAUAAAAGAGGUGAUCAUCAAAGAAGAGACAAGCAGUGUCACUGCUAAGCAGGUUCAGAAUUCGGGUGAUCAGUGGAGCUCUCUGCAGCAUGCAGCUGAAGUUGUCCAGCUGCCUCAACUAACAGAAACUUCCAGAAAGCCAGAGGCAGUUGUUGGACCAGAGGAGUCCAAGACCUCCCCAGGAAAACAAAGUAAAAACUCCUCACCCAAGAACAUGAAUAUUUUACCACCUAUUGUAUGACCUUUGCUGAAGGUGUGUCAUGUUCCUUUCCACCAGUGAUUUGUAUUAGAGACAGCACUUAUAUUGUACAAUAUUUCAGAUUGUUGUUUUUUAAUGCAUAAAGGUUUGUUUAAAAAAAACUCUAUUCACAUAGCUAGUUAGCAUGAUUCCUAUUAUGAGGGAUGGGAGAAUGUUCUUGCACCUACACUCCCUCCUUAUGCCCUCAACCAGAUGAAAUGAUAUGUGUGUAUGUACUUAAUGUUAUAGCAUCACUGAUAGAACUUUAAAUAUUUUUUUUCUUUCCCCCAAGACAGCUAAUCUGUUAGGAUUCUUGUUUGAAAAUGAAAAUGAAAAACUAGUUUGAAUUCAGUUUGUUGCUUCUAGUUUAAGCAACAGAGAACAUUAUUUGGUUUAUAUAAUUGGGGAAUCAGGAGGAGUAGGUAUAAUUUCAAGCAUUGUAGUCUAAACAUUCAGACAAGGUCAUAGGGCUCAGAAUCCCUCUACUUAUCAGCAUUGCUUCUUUUUGUGGUUUUUAUUCUAAAGACAAGCUCUUCCCAGAAGUUAAAGUGACCACCAUAAUCCAGUCAAAAGAUGCAGUGCUUGCAGGAAAGUCUCAGAAAUGACUGGACUCCAUGGUAGCACCUAACUGAUGCUCGUCUAGGACCAUGGAGUAGAGGAGAGUAUUUCUCAAAGGAAGGGAAGUUGAAUAAACAACAGGAUAUAUUCACUCAUCCACCAUCCUCAAAAUCUCCUUUGUUUGGCUUUCUAGUCCUUGUCUAUAUGAUUGUAAUUAUAAAAC